AUGGCUGCCGCUAUCACAAAAAGGGACAACCGUAGCGACCAGGGGUUCCCUGACUUUUACUGGAGGACGACGACAGAAGUUCGGAACAUGAUGCCCUUGGCUGUGCUCCGUACGCCACCGGAGCGGUCCUCUCUGGACUAUGGCGAACGUCCGGUUAACUCCCAUUCCAGUGGAAAGCUCAUCGCUGGGCGCCUCCGUCUCCUGAAGGCUCACCUUGGGAGAAAUGGGCAAUCCUGA
Molecule: messenger RNA, 237 nt
Organism: Aspergillus lentulus
Lineage: Eukaryota; Fungi; Ascomycota; Eurotiomycetes; Eurotiales; Aspergillaceae
Source: RefSeq, a predicted model, not a curated record